UUCUUUUUUGUAAGAAUUUCUUUUUUGUAAGAAUUUCUUUUUUGUAUCAGAAAAUAAAAUAAUAUAAAAUUAAUUUUAUAUUAAUUUAAAAUAUGUUUCUUAAUAUUAGAGGUUUUUUGUCUUUCAAUCUUCUUUUAAUCUUCAAUCUUGUUUUCAUUACUAGUUGUCUCGGAUUUUUUCCGGAUACUCAAAUCGUCGGAGGGACUGAGGCUGACAUAAGUCAGUAUCCUCACCAACUCAGUUUACAAACUUCGGGACACAUUUGUGGCGCUUCAGUUAUCAAUUCUCAAUGGGCCAUCACUGCGGCUCAUUGCGUAACAUCAUCUGCCAGUCGAUACAGUCUACGAGCAGGUAAUAGCAAUAAAGAUCAAGGCACUCGUUAUGGCGUGAAAAGAGUCAUUGUACAUCCUAACUACAAUUCUAAAACUAUUGAUUACGAUAUAGCUCUUUUACAGGUUGAUGGCACCAUACAAUUAAACUCGAAUGUCCAACCUGUAAAACUCGCAACCUCGGAACCAAAAGCUGGAACGAUAGUGACCGUAACUGGGUGGGGCGCACUUAAGGAAGGAGGAUCGACUUCGUCACAUUUGAUGAAAGUAUCGCUUCCCAUAGUGGCCAGAUCUGAAUGCCAAAAUGCCUACAAGAAUUACAACACAAUCACAAAUAGAAUGAUAUGUGCCGGUUACACCCAAGGUGGAAAGGAUUCUUGUCAAGGUGAUUCUGGUGGUCCUAUGGUGGCUGGAGGAACCCUCUAUGGCAUAGUGUCAUGGGGUUACAAAUGUGCUCAGCCAAAGUAUCCUGGCGUUUAUACGAAUGUGGCAAAUCUACGGUCUUGGAUUAAGAGUAAUAGCGGAGUAUAAAAAAUAUAAUCAUAUAUAAUUAAAUUAUAUACAGAUAUAUAAAUAUAAAAUAAUUAUUAAAAAUAUUAUAAAAAAAUUAUAAAAAAA
Molecule: messenger RNA, 947 nt
Organism: Apis cerana (Asiatic honeybee)
Lineage: Eukaryota; Metazoa; Arthropoda; Insecta; Hymenoptera; Apidae
Product: trypsin alpha-3
Biological process (GO): proteolysis
Molecular function (GO): serine-type endopeptidase activity
Source: RefSeq, a predicted model, not a curated record